CACAUGUCUCUCACAGUUCUCACAUUAAAUUUCAAACUUUCGAAUUAUUUUCUAAAGACGAUGACGACGAGACGUGAAGCCGAAGCGUGGUCGGAGAUGGAGGCAAUAGCUAGGAAGAUGGUGGAAGAGGUUGAAACAGAGAGCAGCGGAUCAUCUGAAGCCGAGACCGAGUCUCCGAGAUCCGUCGGACGUUGGGGAGCAGCAGCUGCUACGAUCACGGGGAAGACGUCCAAGGAGCGAGUACACAGCCAGGUUUUGAAGAUCAGGGAGGAGGAUCUCUGUGUUCUGGUGGAAGCCAGAGCUGCGAGUCCAGAUAAUCGACGAUACGUUAAUCCGCGGCGUCUCAGUUUGUUCCUGAUCUCACGGCCGAGUUUGCCAUGUUCGCCUCUCAGUGGUAAAGUGAGCUCCGUUAACGCUGUUCAGUGAUGAUGAUUCUCAGAUAUCUAAAUCGAUCAAAAGGUUCGUCUCUCUGUUUCUUGAUACUUAGGUUUUGUGAUUAUGUUAUUUAAUCGUUUAUUAACUUUUGUUU
This is a messenger RNA of Raphanus sativus (radish), 529 nucleotides long. RefSeq lists its product as uncharacterized. The coding region runs from base 4 to 426 and encodes 140 amino acids. Lineage: Eukaryota; Viridiplantae; Streptophyta; Magnoliopsida; Brassicales; Brassicaceae. The transcript has a single exon. The record is from RefSeq and is a predicted model, not a curated record.